CCCAAUGUGGUGAACCCUGCCAGCAGCCUGCUACGUUUCACCAGCGGCCUGAAAUCUUCAGGUUGCGGUCGCUGGUUCAUGCGGAUCGUUCUGCUGCUAUCCGGAAGGACCAGGAGGGGGGCCAGCAGAAGAGAUGCCGCAACAGUCACACAGAGGCCAGACACUGAUUCGAGGAUAUGGGGAAUAUUCUCUACAGUGGAUGCAGGGUCGCAUAUGGUAUACACGAGGCCAAAAUACGAUCACAGGAAACUAAAGGAUCAGAAACGUGGACUCCACACGCUGAGGACAUACGAAAACUGUCAGUGCUUGACCAUCGAUGUUCCCGCAGCAUGGGCCGGUCUAGUAGGAACACGGGAUUGUAAUGCUGGGGCCCUGUCAAACCGGAUUAUUUCGCAUCUCCCGAGAGCUGUUGGUCGCUUGUACCGUGUUGCUCAUUACAGUGUUGCAACGGACAGAUCCCUAUACAAGGUAUUCGGCGUGAAUAGAGAUGCAACACAUCAGGAAAUCAAAGAAGCAUUCUACAGAUUAUCCAAGCUUUAUCAUCCUGAUGUCACAAAUGAGCCCCAUGCUCGUGCCAAGUUCCAGGAACUUGCCAGGGCAUACGAAGUUCUUGGAAACCCAUCAAAGAGGAAAGAGUACGAUCGUGGUUUAAUUCGGCCAUCGUCGUCGUCUGUCUCUCCCGAUGGUACUGUUGCCGCAGACAUCGACACGGAGUCCAUUCGCAGUUCUACUACGGAUAGUUUCUCGGCUUUCUACGUGAAGCAGUAUAACCGCGUCCUCAAUGAAGAUUGGCUACGGAAAUCUGAUCCGCAACUAAUCAAAACGGCCAUUGAAUACAAACAGGAUGAACGUAACUUCAUACUAACAUUCUACGCCACAUUUGCAGUCACUCUUACUCUUGUCUUUGCUUACCUAAAGCUAACUGAGAAACCAAUUGAACUUCUCGAUCUUUCAGCGUCCGAUAAAUCCAAGCACUAG
Opisthorchis viverrini is the source of this 978-nucleotide messenger RNA. RefSeq lists its product as hypothetical. Bases 79 to 978 code for a protein of 299 amino acids. The transcript is spliced from 3 exons. NCBI's taxonomy places the organism in Eukaryota, Metazoa, Platyhelminthes, Trematoda, Opisthorchiida, Opisthorchiidae. The record is from RefSeq and is a predicted model, not a curated record.